GUGAAGUUGUUUUUAAUCGACGAGUCAAUAGCAAUUUUUUUUUUCCUUUUUCCCAUUUUCUUCGACAGUUGAAUGCCUUCAGCAUUUUUAUUUUAAAACUUGUAAUACGAAACAAUUAAUUUGUAUCGAACGACAGCGAUAACUUGGCUCAAUACAAAAUUUUAUUUGCCACAUAAUGUUGGAAAAGCUAAUUAUUAGUAGAGCAAUAAAAAUUAGCACAUUUCGUUACACGUAAUUGUAGUAAACUAAAACGUUAAUAUUUUUAACGACAUACAAUCGACUGGAUUUAUUUGUGUUACUGGAAGUUCCAUUGUUUAUUUUCUUCGCGAGAACAAAAAAAGAAAAGAAAAGAAAACGACGAACCAAUUAAUUGGAUCGUACAAUCAGCAGAACAAUUUUUCACAAAAUUAUUGUGCGUCCAAGUUUUAUUCUAUGUGAAUCUUUGCGGCCAAAUCGAUGGGAGAAAAAUAUAGUGACGAGUGUUGUGUUUAUAAACUCCGUAAGCUGAAAAUCAAUUUUCGAGCCGCUAUUUAACACAUUAUUUUACAAAGAGUGUCUGCGCGUGAAAUUUUGUUUACUAAAGCCAAUUUGAUAUGACUCGAAUAUCCGUCAAUUAAUUAAACAUUUGACACCCACAAAAAAUGGAUUCAGUUCGCUUUUCAAUAAUCGAGAACAAUUUGCAAUGGGACAAAAGCGAUGCUCUUAUCAAUUUGGACGACGACGAUGAUGAAAGACGAAGCAUAUCAAGCGAAAGCAGUGGGGAGGGGCUUGGCGUCGAAUCGCCGCGAAUUCACAAACAGUAUCGCUUACAUGAUCAGGAAAUCUGGCAGAAUCGAGGGAUCGAUAAAACUCUCAAAGAACUACCCAAUUUUGAGCAGAUAUUGGAUAUUGUAAAUAAGGGAGACUUAGCUGAUUUAAGUCCUGGAUCUGACGACUCCAGCACAGCUCUCAUGAUAGCAAUAUUAAUAGGACGAAAUGAUGCGGUUGGAAAAUUGUUAAACGAACUUUACGCAGAUGCAAAUACAGUAGACUGCCUGGGUCGAACGGCAUUGCAUUUGGCCUGUUCGCUAGGUAACUACAGUGUUUCAAAGAUAUUACUAGAUCAUGGAGCGCAUGUGAAUCAAUGGGACAAAAUGAAAAAAGUCACACCGUUACAUUGCGCCGCUAGUUCAGGAAGUGUCGAAUGCAUUCAACAACUGUUGAAACGUGGGGCUCAUGUUAACGCAGGAAUAGAGAAAAGGAGUGCUCUUCAUUUGGCCAUAGAGAGGAAUGCGAUCAAUUGUGUGGAAACAUUACUCAAGUAUGGCGCCAAUCCGAACACACCACAAGUUUAUACAGAGACACCUCUUCAUACGGCAGCUGGCCUCGGACACAAAGAAUGCAUGCAAUUGCUAUUGGAUCAUGGUGCCGAUGUUAGAUCUCAGUUCGGUAAAAGACGUUUGACUGCAUUGCAUUUAGCGGCCGAAGACGACUACGUCGAUUGCGUUAAACUGUUACUGGAACACGGUGCUAAAGUCGAUGCACGGAAUGUAGACAAUCAGACACCAUUACAUUGUGCAUGUUUGUCGCAGUGUGUCGAAACCGUAGAAAUAUUAAUAAAAUAUAGGGCCGACGUAAAUGCCACUUACAAGGACGGACGAUCGGCUUUACAUGCCGCAAUUGUUAAGGAAUCAAAAUGUUUCGAAUGUGCAAGAUUGCUGUUGAAGGCCGGCGUCUCUGUCAACAAACCCGACGCAUACGGAUACACGCCAUUGCAUAUUGCCGCAUUGAAUGAAUUUAGUAGCUGUGCCUACAUGCUGAUAGAGUAUGGAGCGGAUAUGACAUGCCGAACAAACGGUGGAAUAUCGGCGUUGUCGUUUAUAAUCCGUCGAACGCCUGAAGUAAUACCGAAAUUUCUGAACAAAUUCGAUUCAUCCAUAACGGUAAACGAGCACGAGAUCGGCGAUGUGGAUUGUGAAAUAAAAUUGGACUUUCGAUUGCUCGUUCCUAAUACGGAACGUGGUGAAACCGAACUACUGUUGUCGUUCAUCGAAGUCGGUCAAAAGAGAAUUCUCAAGCAUCCACUUUGCGAGACGUUUCUGUUUUUGAAAUGGCGACGAAUUCGGAAAUUUUUCUUAUUCAGUUUGAUGUACCAUGCCAUUUACGUUAUGCUGUUUACACUGUACAUUCUGGGAGUGUACGACAAAAAUUGCAAUGCAAUAAUGCCUGAUGGAGAACCUCAAUGUUUUGCUGCCAGCUAUGUGGCCCCAGUCGGUUAUGCGGUGAUAUUCAUGAAUUUUACGCUACUGGCGAAGGAGUUUUUUCAGAUGGCACAUGGAUUUAUCAGCUAUGUUCGGUAUUGGGAAAAUUGGGUACAGUGGGCUAUCAUUCUUGGUGUCUUUCUAUGCGCCACGCCGAGUGCAAUGACUUCAAGUGAUAUUAGAACCGUUCCCGUAUGGCAACAUCAUGUGGCUGCAAUAGUAAUAUUCUUAGUUUGGUUGGAACUGAUGAUGUUGGUUGGACGUUUUCCAAUUUUCGGGUUAUACGUUCAAAUGUUCACAAAAGUUGCCGUCAAUUUUGCAAAGUUCCUAUUAGCUUAUUGCUGUUUACUCGUUGCAUUUGGGCUAAGCUUCGGCGUAAUAUUUUCCAACUACCCCGCCUUUCAAGCUGUCCAAUGGACAUUAUUGAAAACUGUCACCAUGAUGGCUGGCGAAUUAGAAUUUGAAGAUAUUUUUUACGAUAAAGAGUAUCCGAUACAGUAUCCGGGAACAGCACACGUAAUGUUUUUUGCAUUCGUUCUAUUGGUAACGGUGAUUUUAACAAAUCUACUGGUCGGUCUAGCCGUAAGUGAUAUUCAAGGACUUCAAGCAUCAGCAGGCCUCGAUCGCUUAACACGACAGGCGGAAUUAGUUGCCCGAUUGGAGGGUCUAUUUUUCUCAAGACUACUACGUAAAGCUCCGUCAAGCAUAAUACUUUUAUGCCAACGCAGUGCCCUAUUACGUACGUCCAGAUAUCACCUACAAUUUUGCAUAAGACCGAAUGAUCCACGAGACAAACGUUUGCCGAAGGAUAUUAUCGUUAGCAUCUACAAACUUGUGGCUGAACGUCGUGAUCGUAACCAGAGUAUCAGACGAAAGAGACGUGAACAGAAUUUUAGCUUUUUCACGCGAUCGUUUGACGAAUCAAUCAAGGGUGUUAAAUUACGUAAUCAUUCUAGCCACAUACCCGGACCGAGAACAUUGUCUGAAAAUCCGCAAUUUUUCAAUCAACAAAUUAGCUCAACCAAGUAUGGUGAGUUGGAGAAAAAAAUGGAAUCGUUCCGAUUGCAAUUGUUAGAUAUGACCUGUAAGUUGAAGGAAUUGCAGACCAUGUUUUCCAAUAAGAUGGAAGACAUUUCGAAUGAUGUUAGCAUUAUUAAGAUAAAAUCAAUGAAAGAGAAAUAAAAUUAAUGAAACCAUCUUGAGCGA
This is a messenger RNA of Bradysia coprophila, 3446 nucleotides long. RefSeq names its product transient receptor potential channel pyrexia (gene pyx). Gene Ontology annotation, cellular component: membrane; transmembrane transporter complex. Gene Ontology annotation, biological process: monoatomic ion transmembrane transport. NCBI's taxonomy places the organism in Eukaryota, Metazoa, Arthropoda, Insecta, Diptera, Sciaridae. The record is from RefSeq and is a predicted model, not a curated record. Gene Ontology annotation, molecular function: protein binding; monoatomic ion channel activity.